Messenger RNA from Epinephelus moara (kelp grouper), 513 nucleotides. Its product is annotated as 60S ribosomal protein L22. Gene Ontology annotation, molecular function: structural constituent of ribosome; RNA binding. Gene Ontology annotation, biological process: cytoplasmic translation. The coding region runs from base 72 to 464 and encodes 130 amino acids. Lineage: Eukaryota; Metazoa; Chordata; Actinopteri; Perciformes; Serranidae. The record is from RefSeq and is a predicted model, not a curated record. Gene Ontology annotation, cellular component: ribosome. The transcript has 4 exons.
AGUUCUGCGUUUGAUUGGUAAAUGUAGCGCAUGCGCACAGCCUAUUCUUCCUUUCUGCUAGCCUCUCCGCCAUGGCGCCUGUUCAGAAGAAGCAGAACACCGGCAAAGGUGGUAAGAAGAAGAAGCAGGUCCUGAAAUUCACACUGGACUGCACCCAUCCUGUGGAAGAUGGCAUCAUGGAUGCUGCCAACUUUGAGCAGUUUCUUCAGGAGCGCAUCAAGGUGAACGGGAAGGCCGGCAACCUGGGUAAUGGUGUGGUCUCCAUCGAAAGGAGCAAGAGCAAGAUCACAGUGUCCUCUGAGGUGCCCUUCUCCAAAAGAUACCUGAAGUAUCUGACCAAGAAGUACCUGAAGAAGAACAACCUGCGUGAUUGGCUGCGCGUCGUGGCCAACACCAAGGAGAGCUAUGAGCUCCGCUACUUCCAGAUCAACCAGGAUGAAGAGGAGGAGGAAGAUGAAGAUUAAUUGACAAUUCAUCAGAUUUUGUACAUUUAAAUAAAUGUUGUUUACAGUA